Molecule: messenger RNA, 1149 nt
Organism: Scaptodrosophila lebanonensis
Lineage: Eukaryota; Metazoa; Arthropoda; Insecta; Diptera; Drosophilidae
Product: RNA-binding protein 42
Exons: 1
Coding region: 65-976 (303 amino acids)
Molecular function (GO): mRNA binding
Source: RefSeq, a predicted model, not a curated record
AGUUUGUUUAAAUCGUUGCAUUCAUUGCAUACUAUUUCCACUUUUAACAGCAAUUUGCUUAGAAAUGGGCACGAAGCGCCGCAAUAUCGAAGAUGAAUUGUCUCGAUUCGAAGCGGAGAUCUCCAAGCCUCCAUCGCGUAACCUCUUUGUUCCGAAUCAGGUGCGACCGAUAAUCGCCGCGAAUACAUUCAAUAACGUUCAGCAGAAAUUGCAACAAAACCAGCCUCCUCCAGCAGCUCGGCUAACGGUGCCACCGCCUCCAAUACCACCACCAACUUUUAUGUCUACUUUUGUGCCAACUGGCAACAAUGCAUCUACAGCACCUGCAAAACCUAUGUCCGCGACGCCAGUUGUGUUAAGCAGCGCUCCAAAGCUGUACCAAUGUCGGCAGUCGGUGCAUGUGCCAACCGUAGCCGCAGCACCACAUAUAGACAUAAAUACGGUACAGUUUGAUGUUACGCAAAAGCUGAAGAAGCUAAAAGCCGAAAAAUCUGGACCCAAUCCCAUUGCUGAGGAAGCUAUCAAAGCAGCGCGGGCCUCAUCAGCGCUACAAUCUUUUCAGACAACAGAGCGUAAAAAGAAGGAUCGUAAAACCGUUCGCAUUGCUGGCGGCAGCGUUUGGGAAGAUGCAUCAUUGGCAGAUUGGCCAGAUGACGACUUUCGAAUAUUUUGCGGUGAUUUGGGCAACGAUGUCAAUGAUGAAGUGCUAACACGUACUUUUAACAAGUACCCGUCAUUUCAGCGUGCACGCGUGGUUCGUGACAAGCGCACAGGCAAAAGCAAAGGGUUCGGGUUCGUGAGUUUUCGCGAGCCUGCUGACUUUAUACGUGCCAUGAAGGAAAUGGACGGGCGCUAUGUGGGCAGUCGACCAAUAAAAUUGCGCAAGAGCACUUGGCGGCAACGCAGUCUCGAUGUAGUCAAAAAGAAGGAGCGUGAGAAGCAGGUGCUGUUGCAGGCCUUUAACUCAAUGAGUUAAAUACAGCAAUUUCUGGAUUAAAUGACGAGCACUAAUCGUUUAGGCUAGUUUCGGACGCUUUGAAAUAAUAGUUUUAUUAUAGAGGAUUUGAAUUAAUAUUUCGAUGCUGCUGCUUGAGAACGAAUACAAAUUAAAAAAAAAAAAAAUAGAUGUUAAAUUUUAAAACCAUUUAA